AUGACCAUCACCUGCACGGUUGUGACUCGAAAGAAUGGGAUGGCCAGCCAUCAGCUUCUGCCUGUGGGUCUCGAUGUGUUGAUGGGAGCACUUGCUCGCCCCCACCUGUGCAGGAGCCGGGGCAAUAUCUCAAUAUCCCCAGCCUGGUGGGGGGCCAUCGGCCAGUUACCCGUCCCCUAUGUGGCCACCAAGGGCACGGUAACCGUCAUGACUGAAGCCUUGGCCUUGGAUGAGAGUCAGUAUGGCAUCUGGCCUCUAGGUGGCAUGGGCCAGCCUGCCCACGUGGGGGCCACUGCUGUAUUACUGGCCACUGAUGCCAACUUGUCCCCGCUAGCCCCGCGGGACUACAGCUCCCCGAAGGCCUUGCGGCGGCGCCUGCGAUUCCCUGGCCUGUCGCCUGGGGGCGGCGGGGCCCGGGCCCGCAUGGUGGGUCUAGCCCGCGCCAAAGGAAAGGCCCGCAGGGAGUAA
This is a messenger RNA of Sorex araneus (European shrew), 468 nucleotides long. RefSeq names its product hydroxysteroid 17-beta dehydrogenase 14 (gene HSD17B14). The record is from RefSeq and is a predicted model, not a curated record. NCBI's taxonomy places the organism in Eukaryota, Metazoa, Chordata, Mammalia, Eulipotyphla, Soricidae.